Molecule: messenger RNA, 380 nt
Organism: Prorocentrum cordatum
Lineage: Eukaryota; Dinophyceae; Prorocentrales; Prorocentraceae
Source: the annotation of a GenBank genome assembly
AGAUCGAUAACCUUAACGAGCCCCACGAGUUCGACGGCGAGCGGCAGGAACUCGAGGUCAUCGUCGCUAUGGCCGAGGGCGUCCUGCCUGUUUCGAAACUGCAGGACAAGUUCGGCGGCGGCGACAAGGACAAGAUCACGUUCAAGAGGGGCGCCCGCGUGCACAUCACGGCGGGUCAUCGCUCAGGGCGCGCUGGCAGUGUCCUCGGUGCAGGCACUGCGAUCGUCCGUGUUUUUCUCGACGGCGCUGACGCGGGGCGACGUGGGGUGGCCCAUGACGCGCCACGCGACAACGUCGAGAGGGUGCCCGAAGAGCUGCGGCAGCCGAGACGGUAGCUCGCUGCGCCUUGGGACGCACGUGUGCCGUGCGGCCACCGUCAC